AUGGCUCAUAACGAACAUCCAACUCCAUCUGUAGAUUUCUACUCGUCGGGGACGGCCACCCCCAUCGGGAGCAACGCGGUGACACCUGUACCCUCCUCGGCAGCCGGAAUGCAGAACGUUUCUGCGGUCGAGGCAGCAAUAUUGACUACUGCAAAGAUUCGAGCGAAUAGACCGGUAGACCAGAGUUUCUUUCUCGCAGUCAUGGCCGGGAUCUGGGUUGGCUUUGGUGGAAUCGCCGGGUUAAAUGCUGCUGGGGGGAUACCUGUUUCUGUUCAAACGGAUUGGCCUAUUAUACCAAAGUUCCUCACAGGGGCGUUCUUUGCUUUUGCUCUGCAUUUCAUCGUCAUUAUGGGAGGAGAAUUGGUCACCGGCACCACCUUGGUAUUUAGUAUCGGAUGGUACAAUCGUGCAAUUCCCAUACGUCGCUCAGUUAUCAAUCUUGUUGUCGUUUAUAUCGGCAAUUGGUGUGGUUGCUUGAUAAUGGCAUAUUUUAUGGCAUAUUUGAGCGAUCUAUUCGUCGGUGCCUCCUAUAAACAAUGGAUGAAUAGCUUAGUUCUUGGAAAGGUUGGACAUGGAUGGGGUGUUUUGUUUCUACGAGCCAUUGGUGCGAACACCAUGGUGUGUGUAGCGAUCGCGAUGUUCAACGCAUGCACCGACUCGGCCGGCAAGAUAUUGGUCCUAUGGUUCCCCGUCAUAACAUUCGUUAUCAGUGGGUUUGAACAUUGCGUAGCGAACAUGUUCUUUUUGUCCACCGGACUUCUCUAUGGAGCUCCCUCCACAGUUGGGAAGCUUUGGUUUAACCAAUCGGCCGCUAUAUGCGGCAAUUUUAUUGGAGGGGCUGUUGUGGUUGGAUUGGGCAUGCACCUAAUCAAUUCUUGGAAAUCGCCUGUCCCAUGGCCAGAGUCAUCAAAGAGUUUACCAUCUAACCGAGUCGACGAAGAACGCAUGGGUGCUGCCAGAUCAUCGUAG
Messenger RNA from Rhizoctonia solani, 969 nucleotides. Its product is annotated as formate/nitrite transporter family protein. The record is from RefSeq and is a predicted model, not a curated record. Gene Ontology annotation, cellular component: membrane. Lineage: Eukaryota; Fungi; Basidiomycota; Agaricomycetes; Cantharellales; Ceratobasidiaceae. Gene Ontology annotation, molecular function: high-affinity secondary active nitrite transmembrane transporter activity. The transcript has 5 exons. Gene Ontology annotation, biological process: nitrite transport; transmembrane transport. Bases 1 to 969 code for a protein of 322 amino acids.